Molecule: messenger RNA, 8797 nt
Organism: Balaenoptera acutorostrata (minke whale)
Lineage: Eukaryota; Metazoa; Chordata; Mammalia; Artiodactyla; Balaenopteridae
Gene: PCDH7
Product: protocadherin 7
Exons: 3
Coding region: 1109-4885 (1258 amino acids)
Biological process (GO): homophilic cell-cell adhesion
Cellular component (GO): plasma membrane
Molecular function (GO): calcium ion binding
Source: RefSeq, a predicted model, not a curated record
GAGGGAGGGGAGGGAUCAAGAGAGAGCGGGGAGAGAGGGAGGCUGCAAUCUCCUCCCUGAAUCGCGCACAGCGCUGCAGAUCCCAGUGCUCUGACAUGCGGGCCGAAUGCAGGUGAGGAAAGGCACAGACUCUGCGGCUGCGAACCCAAACUUGGGCACCGCGCGGUGCGCACGGCUCAGCCUUCACCCCCGCGGGCGAAAGGCUGCUGCGGUUUCAGGCGGCGGCUUCGUGACUAAUGACCUUGCGCAGAGUUGUUAAGAAAAAAAGAGAAACCCGAGCUCUCUGGGGUGAGAAGGGACUGACUAUCUGGGCGUCCCUGAAGAUGGCUCGGGCUGCUCUUCCGCGCGCGGGGGGAACCCUGAAGCGGACCGCUGUGUGACUCGAGUCGUCUCCACUGCACGGUGCCCGAAGCGACCUGCCGGGAUUUUUCAUUCUCGAUCUGUUGACUGGCUCCCCCGCUGCCUGAGCGGAGUCGGAGUUGAGACUGGCUUGUUGCUAGCCCUAGCACCUCGUGCAGGAAGCGACUCACGUUUGCCUGGGCAGCCGGAGCAGAAGCUGGGUCUGGAGUGAGUGGCUGGAACGUGAAUUGGACUCAACUCGAGUAGCAGCAAAGACGAGCGGGGUUGGCAGGCAGGGGAGGCUGCAGGCUCGCUCCCCGCUGCUUCCCGGCUCCACCGCCGGCCUGACGGACCGGUUCCGGCCCCAUAUGACAGAGCGGGGACAGGAGCCCGGGAUCCUCUGCCCGUUGCGGUGAUGACUCUGCGGGGGCGGGGGUGGGGGGCUCCGAGUCCGCGGCGCUCAGUGUCCCGUGAACUGUGAGUACUGCGACUGAACGGCGGCCGGCGAGCGGGCGAUUAGCACCCAUUGCAUGAAUUAUGAAACAAUAACUUUAGGAGGAAGCAGGAGGAAAAAAAAGAAGGAUCUAUCGCUGGUCCCCCUCUGGCCGACUCUGGACGUUGCUCUUGCCCCCUCCCUUUUCUCCCUCUCGCUUCUUCCCUUCACAGAGAGGGGAGAGGACUGGGAGGAGGGCAAGCGACCGGCCCCGGAGGAGGGGGGCGCCUAGGGGGCCGUGAUUAGAAGGAGCAGUAGCAGCAGCAGCAGGAGAAGAUGCUGAGGAUGCGGACCAUGGGAUGGGCGCGCGCCUGGUGCCUGGGCUGCUGUCUCCUCUUGCCGCUCUCGCUAAGCCUGGCGGCCGCCAAGCAACUCCUCCGGUACCGACUGGCCGAGGAGGGCCCAGCAGACGUCCGCAUCGGCAACGUCGCCUCGGACUUGGGCAUCGUGACCGGCUCCGGUGAGGUGACUUUCAGCCUCGAGUCGGGCUCCGAGUACCUGAAGAUCGACAACCUCACCGGCGAGCUGAGUACCAGCGAGCGGCGCAUCGACCGCGAGAAGCUACCCCAGUGUCAGAUGAUCUUCGACGAAAACGAGUGCUUCCUGGACUUCGAGGUGUCGGUGAUCGGGCCCUCGCAGAGCUGGGUGGACCUGUUCGAGGGUCGGGUCAUCGUGCUCGACAUCAACGACAACACGCCCACCUUCCCGUCGCCCGUGCUCACGCUCACGGUGGAGGAGAACCGGCCAGUGGGCACUCUCUACCUGCUGCCCACUGCCACCGACCGUGAUUUCGGCCGCAACGGCAUCGAACGCUACGAGCUGCUCCAGGAGCCCGGGGGCGGCGGCGGCGGCGGCGGCGGCGGCGAGGGCCGGCGCGCUGGGCCUGCAGACAGCGCCCCCUACCCCGGGGGCGGCGGGAACGGCGCGAGCGGCGGCGGCCCGGGUGGUUCCAAGAGGCGGCUGGACGCGCCAGAGGGCGGCGGCGGGACCAGCACCGGCGGCCGCAGCAGCGUGUUCGAACUGCAGGUGGCCGACACCCCGGAUGGCGAAAAGCAGCCGCAGCUGAUCGUGAAGGGGGCGCUGGACCGCGAACAGCGAGACUCCUACGAGUUGACCCUGCGUGUGCGCGACGGUGGCGACCCGCCUCGCUCCUCCCAAGCCAUCCUGCGGGUACUCAUCACAGACGUGAACGACAACAGUCCCCGCUUCGAGAAGAGCGUGUACGAGGCUGACCUGGCGGAGAACAGCGCCCCGGGGACUCCCAUCCUGCAGCUGCGUGCCGCCGACCUGGACGUGGGGGUCAACGGGCAGAUCGAGUACGUGUUCGGGGCGGCUACCGAGUCCGUGCGGCGCCUGCUGCGCCUCGACGAGACGUCCGGCUGGCUCAGUGUCCUGCACCGUAUCGACCGCGAGGAAGUGAACCAGCUGCGCUUCACCGUCAUGGCCCGCGAUCGCGGGCAGCCCCCCAAGACCGACAAGGCCACGGUGGUCCUUAAUAUCAAGGACGAGAACGACAAUGUGCCGUCCAUUGAAAUCCGCAAGAUCGGGCGUAUCCCACUAAAGGACGGGGUGGCCAACGUGGCCGAGGACGUUCUGGUCGACACCCCCAUCGCCCUGGUACAGGUGUCUGACCGGGACCAAGGCGAGAACGGAGUGGUCACCUGCACCGUGGUGGGCGAUGUGCCCUUCCAGCUCAAGCCGGCCAGUGACACAGAGGGCGACCAGAACAAGAAGAAGUACUUCCUGCACACCUCGGCCCCUUUGGACUAUGAGACCACCCGGGAGUUCAACGUGGUCAUAGUGGCGGUGGACUCGGGCAGUCCCAGCCUCUCCAGCAACAACUCCCUGAUUGUCAAGGUGGGAGACACCAACGACAACCCGCCCGUCUUCGGCCAGUCGGUGGUGGAGGUAUACUUUCCCGAGAACAACAUCCCCGGCGAGAGGGUAGCCACGGUGCUGGCGACAGACGCAGACAGCGGGAAAAACGCUGAAAUCGCCUACUCGCUGGACUCUUCCGUGAUGGGGAUCUUUGCCAUCGACCCCGAUUCUGGGGACAUCCUCGUCAAUACGGUGCUGGACCGCGAGCAGACUGACAGGUAUGAGUUUAAAGUUAACGCCAAAGACAAAGGCAUCCCGGUGCUACAGGGCAGCACCACAGUGAUUGUGCAGGUGGCUGACAAGAAUGACAAUGACCCUAAGUUUAUGCAGGACGUCUUUACGUUUUAUGUGAAAGAAAAUUUGCAGCCCAACAGUCCCGUGGGAAUGGUCACAGUGAUGGAUGCUGACAAGGGGCGCAAUGCGGAGAUGAGUCUGUACAUAGAGGAGAACAGUAACAUUUUUUCCAUUGAAAAUGACACGGGGACCAUUUACUCCACAAUGUCUUUUGAUCGGGAACAUCAGACCACAUACACAUUCAGAGUCAAGGCUGUGGAUGGGGGAGAUCCUCCCAGAUCCGCAACAGCCACAGUCUCUCUCUUUGUGAUGGAUGAGAAUGACAAUGCCCCCACAGUUACCCUUCCCAGAAAUGUUUCCUACACUUUACUGCCACCUUCAAGUAAUGUCAGGACAGUAGUAGCUACGGUGUUGGCAAGAGACAGCGAUGAUGGCAUCAAUGCAGACCUUAACUACAGCAUUGUGGGAGGGAAUCCCUUCAAGCUGUUUGAGAUUGAUUCCACCAGUGGUGUGGUUUCCUUAGUGGGGAAACUCACCCAAAAGCAUUAUGGCUUGCACAGAUUGGUGGUGCAAGUGAAUGAUAGUGGGCAGCCUUCCCAGUCUACCACGACUCUGGUGCAUGUGUUUGUCAAUGAAAGUGUUUCUAAUGCAACUGUGAUUGACUCCCAGAUAGCCAGAAGUUUGCACACCCCACUCACCCAGGAUAUAGCCGGUGACCCAAGCUAUGAAAUAAGCAAACAGAGACUCAGUAUUGUCAUUGGGGUGGUUGCUGGAAUUAUGACGGUGAUUCUAAUCAUCUUAAUUGUAGUGAUGGCAAGAUAUUGCCGGUCCAAAAAUAAAAAUGGCUAUGAAGCCGGCAAAAAAGAUCAUGAAGACUUUUUUACACCCCAACAGCAUGACAAAUCUAAAAAGCCUAAGAAGGACAAGAGAAACAAAAAAUCUAAGCAACCUCUCUACAGCAGCAUUGUCACUGUAGAAGCUUCUAAACCAAAUGGACAGAGGUAUGAUAGUGUCAAUGAGAAGCUGUCAGACAGCCCAAGCAUGGGCCGAUACCGAUCAGUUAACGGUGGGCCUGGCAGUCCUGACCUGGCCAGGCAUUACAAAUCUAGUUCCCCAUUGCCUACUGUCCAACUUCACCCCCAAUCACCAACUGCAGGAAAAAAACACCAGGCCGUACAAGAUCUACCACCAGCUAACACAUUUGUGGGAGCAGGAGACAACAUUUCAAUUGGAUCAGAUCACUGCUCUGAGUACAGCUGUCAGACCAAUAACAAGUACAGCAAACAGCCAUUUCGUAGAGUGACGUUUUCUGUUGUGAGUCAGCCCCAGGACCCACAUCAGGGGUCACUGCAGAGUUGCUAUGACAGCGGGCUGGAGGAGUCAGAAACACCAAGCAGUAAGAGUUCAUCAGGGCCAAGGCUGGGUGCCCUUCCACUCCCAGAGGACAACUAUGAAAGGACCACGCCGGAUGGCAGUGUUGGUGAGGCAGAGCAUAUGGAAAAUGAUUCAAGACCUCUUCCAGAUGUAGCCCUAACUGGGAAGUGUACCCGUGAGUGUGAUGAGUAUGGCCACUCAGACUCCUGCUGGAUGCCUGUCCGCACUUCUCCGGAGAGGAAGAAGAGCCAGCCCAAACUGUCCACUUUCAUGCCUGUUGAUGAACGAGGAAGCCAGGAAAAGCUGGCCAAUGGCGAAGCCGCCAUCAUGGGCGACCGCAACAGAAACCUCCUGAACAAAAAGUUGACCUCAUCCUAUGAGACCUUCAGUGCAGCUAGUUUCAGCAAAAAUGAGGAAGCCAACACUGAGGAUAUUCCCCUUAAAAAAACGGGGGAAUACAAGCCAUCUCCUGUCAAUACUCUCACUAGAAGAGAAGUUUACCUGUAGGCUAUAAAGAAGCAACAGCAAAGUUCUUUUCAUGUAUGAGAAGGAGAAUAAGGGGUGAAAAACCUUACAAAACAAAACCUUGUAAUCAAAAAGAGGGGGCUACCAAAGAGACAAAGCUUUGCCUGCCACUUCUGCCUCCAGAUCGGGCCUUUAGUGAAUGAUACUGUUUAGCCUGAUUGUAAUAUACAAUGUAGAAACCAUCCUUGUUACUUGCAUGUCUAACCCCCUCACUGAUUCCCAACACUCGCUCUCUCUCUUCCCCACCCCCCUCCAGAAAACAAACAAACAAACAAAAAAGAUGGUUGCAAGUUUCUUUCAUGGUAACAAGCCUGAUUAGCAGAACACAACACACUCUCAUUAUCCCUAAGCUGAAGUAUGAUUUUAGUCACUUUGAUUUAGUUCGAAUGUCAUCCGGUUGGUCAAAAGAAAGCAGAUCAGGUGAAAUAUAUUUCAGACUUGUGAUCAGAAAUGAUUAAUCACCGUGGAAGGCAAUCCCUCAAAAGUGAUAGAGUCCUUCUAAAGGUACAGUCCUUAUAGAGGGGAACUCUAGAAGCAGCAUUUGGGGGAGGAUCACAGCUUUAAUAUUCUAACAAAGGCUGAAAACUAAACAAUACGCAGUUGUAGAUUGCAGUCCCAAAUUGGCAUAUGUUGUUUUUCUCAAGUCAGGAGCGUCAACUUCAAUCCCAUACCUGUAUUGAAUAUUCUUAGUAUAUACAUAAUCUUGACCACAUGUAUCAAUUACACUAGUUAUAACUUGUAAAAAAUUAUAUAUAUAUAUUUUUCAGAACAACACCACUAUUAUCAACUAACUGGAACAAUUGUGUCAUUAACAGGCAGAAGAUCAUACGGCAGAUCAGGGAAAUCAUGAAGUAGAUUUGGUCUUGAUGUGGAAAUCCAUUAAGUAACAAAAGUCACUGAGCCCAGGCACGCACAGAAGCCCUCAAACACCAGUUUAUUCUACAUUUUCUCUAUACCCAGAAAGCAUGCAUUUUCUUUUAAAAUGGAUUUUCUUUGAAAGCUCAGAAAAUGAAAAGCCAAUGAGACAUAUUUUUGGUAUUAAAAUAGACAAUUAGUUGAGGUUAAAGUUUAGUUUCAAAAAUAUUAUCAGGGAAGAUUUUACUUUUUAAAAUCAUAUUUGUGGGUAGGUAGGGAAAGAAAGAUACAUCAGCAUAUAGUCUUUAAGUUCACUAUAAUCAUUGUAGAGUCAGGUUAUGCUUGCUGGUCUUAUCCACAUUUCAAAUUACCAAGUGCAUUUUUUACGUGUUUAGUGCACUCUUCCAUGUUAACAAAAGUGCAUUAAUUUUCAAUCCUGUGCAAUACGGCACAUUUUGAGACUCACAACUUUGAAACAAGGUGACACCCUAAAAGACUUACUCACUAAUGUGAUUUGAACGUUAUUUAACAUAUCUCCUAAAACCAAUCCAGAGUAAACAAGAAAGAAAUGAGUUCUGGGCAGUGACACGUCUCAUGGUAUACACAUCUCAAAGUUGGAAAAUAUGCAGUUUUUUUCAGUGUAAUAUAAAGAAACAGAAUAUGCAGCUUUUGAGUCACUUCCUCUACAGAGGAUAAUUUAAUACAAUUGGAAAUUGAGCUGGGACAUUCAGAACAAGUGACAAUCCAGGGACAGACUAGGGGAUAACAGGUGAAGAGAGCAAACAGUCUCACACUGAAUGUUUGUAACCUGGUUAAGGCAUAGCCUUGAUGGCUCUGUAGCGAACUGUAGAAACUAUGUAGCUCUGGGUAGUUCCAUGCUUUGCAAUAUUUCUCAGACUACAACAUGAAGCAGCCUGGAAUAUAGGUUGUUAAUUCACUUUAGGUCAUCAAAUGCUCAUCUUUGAAAACCACUUCUCUGUUUGGUGGGGUACUCUUUUGGGGUCAUUUCCUUAUGCUCUUUCUUAAAUGGAGUUUUCAUCUUGAUGUUAGUUUAUGUGUAAUAGUUAGGAUGAAAGAAGAUAUGUAAUUGAAGAAACAAAAACAUUGGACUAAAAUAUCAAUAAUUGAACAUGUUUAUGUUUGAUUAUUAUUCACAUUAUGGAAAGAUGCAAUUCUAGUACUUUGUUACGAAACUGCAUUAAAGCAGUUUAGCCUUGUAUAAUCUGUAAGUACCUAUUAAGACAAAAUACUUCUAAAGAUACUUAUGAAAUGUAUACAUAUUUUUUCUUGCACGUUACAAAGGAAAUAUUCAAUUGCAUAACACAUGUGUGCAACAAACUUUUUAAUGCAUUUUUUUCUUUCUUUCAUGAGACACUUGAAACAUUAGAUAGCUCAUUUCACUCUAUCUUAAAACCCUUCUGUUAUCUAUAAAGCUAAUACGGGUCAUAUGGGAUCUUUGGAUUAAUUGGAUCCACAUUCCCCAAUGACAUCUGCACCACGUUCAAGACAGCCAUGUCAUUGUCAUUUAACUUGUGAGCCUCUUUAGAACUAAAAUGGGUAUGAAAGAAUAAAAUUCAGUGUACUGUAAGUAUUUGCAGUAAUUCUAGUAGAAUUAGCUAUCAUAACAUGUUUAUUAUUAUAAUGAGUUGGCAUGACACAGAAAUAUAUUUUGUGUUUGUAUGACUUUUAUUUUGAAUAGGUUAAAUCUGGUGCCACUCCAUAUAUAGAGUGCUUUUGAAAAAAAUCAAUAAAAAGAAACAAAAAAUAAUAAUAAAUGAGUGAAUGCAAAAUAAGCAACUGUGCCUUUUAUACCUGUUGUUAGGGUAAAAAAACGGUUGUUGGGUUUGGACAAUGAGGGGAAAUGGGCUAUUCGCAACUUUUUUGAUCUUGUAUAUUUAUCCAUGUUUAUUUUCUGAAAAUAAUAAAUAAUAUAUUAAAAAUUUGCCUUCUGACAAACUCAGAUAGUGGAACAGUCUUAAAUAUCAUUCAUUCAUAAAGCAAAAUUUAUAUGGGCUGCUUAAUUCUGUCUAGAAGGCUAAAACAUUUAUUGUAAUAGUAACACAGAGAUUAUCAGGGGUGCAGUCAGUCCAUUUUGCAAGGCAAAAUAUUGAUUUACAAUUUCUUUCUUUUUUUGCUGUUAUUUUUCUUUUAACUGCUGUUUCAUUUUGGUUGUACAGUAUAUAAACCAUAUUUGUUUUCUGUACACAAGAAGCUCAAGUGAAUUUUGCAUGCAUUAUACCUUAGGACACAUUUAUAAAUUGAGUAACUAUAUAAAUUUAUGUGUAUUAAAACGUCUGUCGCUUCAGUCUAAAAUCUAAUGCUCACUCUGAACCUCCAGAUAUCAUUACGGUUUCUGACUGGCCUGCUGCCUGAGUUUCAGAAAACAAGGGAGGCAUUAUUUUUGUGGGAAGAAAAACUAAGAUGGUAAUGAAGAUGUCUGGCUGAAAGGCUACCCUAGGAAGCUGUCUUAUAGGAAAAUAAAACACAGAGACCAGAAGAAACUGCCAAGAAUCAAAGAAUCAAACAGCUAUCUUAAACAGGCAUGAGAAAUCUGAAGAUCUCAGUAGUUUUAGGUAUAUUGUAUCAGUAAUAAAUAUACUAUGUGUCCUUAAGGAAAAAAAAAAAAAAAAAAAGAGUGAAGAUGAUCAUGAGUGUUGUAAAGCUUGUUAGUUGUGACCUGGGCAGAGGUAUAUAUAACAUCUGGAGGAAGGCAUCAUUUUUUCAGCUACCUAGGGUUUACUUUCAGACAAUUUUUCCUACAUUUUAAAGCACUUGCAUUCAGUGUGGUACGAUCCGUUUGUAAUGUUAAUCAUUGACUAUUGUUCUGCUACUUGGAUGUUGAUAAUGAAGCAGAGAACAAUUUAUCAUCGUUUAUUAUGAGUCACUAUGCACGCAACUAUGCUAAACAUGGCAAAAUGUAUUAAACACUAGUCCAGUCCAACUAUUUAUGAAGUACUUUACAUAAUUUAAUUUGCUUUUGUACAGUUUUAUGUAAAUAAAUUGCUUGUCAUUUUUGUCUCUGCAGAUUAAAAUAUAACA